Erinaceus europaeus (western European hedgehog) is the source of this 4415-nucleotide messenger RNA. RefSeq names its product kinesin family member 1C (gene KIF1C). Gene Ontology annotation, biological process: microtubule-based movement. The record is from RefSeq and is a predicted model, not a curated record. NCBI's taxonomy places the organism in Eukaryota, Metazoa, Chordata, Mammalia, Eulipotyphla, Erinaceidae. Gene Ontology annotation, molecular function: microtubule motor activity; ATP binding; microtubule binding. Bases 551 to 3853 code for a protein of 1100 amino acids. The transcript has 23 exons.
AACCGUCCUAAGCCCCGACAUUCUACUCUUCCCUCAGCGUCCCCGGUGGGCCCCGCUGUCCCGCUGGCAUUGCCCUUUUAAGCGGAGUCGUUCCAGUCUGUCCCGGGCCGGUCCGGGGGGGGGCGCGCGCGCCCGCCCGCUCUCUCGCGUGCGCGCGCCCGCCGGUCCCCCCGCCCCUCGCUCCCGCCCCAGCUCGCGCUGCCCGGGCGGGCGCCGGCCGCUGGCGCCGCCGCUGCUGCUGCCGCCCCCGGGGCGCGAGUCCGCCGCCCGCCGCCCGGGGACCCGGCGAGGGGCGGGGGCAGCCCUGAACCGGCCCGGGAACUCCCCGGCUCCAGACUCCCGCUUCCCGGAAAGUUCGUCCCUUUGCCCACAGCCGGCCGCCUCCGGGAGCCCCGCCGCGGCGAGGGAUUUCCCCACAGCCCCAGCUGGUGUGGUCAGGCCCCAAGUGUAGGAUGGGGCUCCUGCGAGGGCUGGUGGCAGCCAGAGCUGAUACAGCCCCCCUGAUCUGGGGCCAGGACGCCAGCUGAGGAGGGUGGAAAUAUCUGGAGCCAUGGCUGGCGCCUCUGUGAAAGUGGCAGUGAGGGUUCGGCCCUUCAACGCCCGUGAGACCAGCCAGGAUGCCAAGUGUGUGGUCAGCAUGCAGGGCAGUACCACCUCUAUCAUCAAUCCCAAACAGAGCAAGGAUGCCCCCAAAAGCUUUACUUUUGACUAUUCCUACUGGUCACACACUUCGGCCGAGGACCCCCAGUUUGCUUCUCAGCAACAGGUGUAUCAGGACAUCGGAGAAGAGAUGCUGCUCCAUGCCUUUGAAGGCUACAACGUGUGCAUCUUUGCCUAUGGGCAGACUGGCGCUGGGAAAUCCUACACUAUGAUGGGGCGGCAGGAGCCAGGGCAGCAGGGCAUCGUGCCCCAGCUCUGUGAGGACCUCUUCUCUCGUGUUAGUAAGAACCAGAGUGCUCAGCUGUCCUAUUCUGUGGAGGUGAGCUAUAUGGAAAUCUAUUGUGAGCGAGUACGAGAUCUUUUGAACCCCAAGAGUCGGGGCUCUCUGCGGGUCCGGGAGCACCCCAUCCUGGGCCCCUAUGUGCAGGAUCUAUCAAAACUGGCUGUGACCUCCUAUGCAGACAUUGCUGACCUCAUGGAUUGUGGAAAUAAGGCGCGAACUGUGGCUGCCACCAACAUGAAUGAGACUAGUAGCCGUUCCCAUGCUGUCUUCACUAUCGUCUUCACACAGCGCUGCCAUGAUCAGCUCACUGGAUUGGACUCAGAGAAGGUUAGUAAGAUCAGUUUGGUGGACCUCGCUGGGAGUGAGCGGGCAGACUCCUCCGGGGCCCGGGGCAUGCGCCUGAAGGAAGGUGCCAACAUCAAUAAGUCCCUGACUACUCUAGGGAAGGUGAUCUCGGCUCUUGCAGAUAUGCAAUCAAAGAAGCGGAAGUCGGAUUUUAUCCCUUACAGGGAUUCUGUGCUCACCUGGCUACUCAAGGAGAAUUUGGGUGGGAACUCACGCACAGCAAUGAUUGCGGCCCUGAGUCCUGCGGACAUCAACUAUGAGGAGACUCUCAGUACCCUCAGGUAUGCUGACCGUACCAAACAGAUCCGCUGUAACGCCAUCAUCAACGAGGACCCAAAUGCCCGGCUGAUCCGGGAGUUGCAGGAAGAGGUGGCUCGGCUACGGGAGCUGCUGAUGGCUCAGGGCCUCUCAGCCUCUGCUCUGGGAGGCCUGAAAGUGGAUGAGGGGAGUCCUGGAGCUGCUCUGCCAGCUAUAGCAUCUCCCCCUGCUCCAGUUUCACCCUCAUCUCCCCCUACACACAACGGAGAGCUGGAACCAUCGUUUUCUCCCAACACUGAGACUCAGAUUGGUCCUGAGGAGGCCAUGGAGAGGCUGCAGGAGACAGAGAAGAUUAUAGCUGAACUGAAUGAGACCUGGGAGGAGAAACUACGAAAGACAGAAGCUCUGAGGAUGGAGAGAGAAGCACUGCUGGCUGAGAUGGGGGUUGCCGUCCGGGAAGACGGAGGAACUGUAGGCGUCUUUUCUCCGAAGAAGACUCCCCACCUGGUGAACCUGAAUGAAGACCCUCUGAUGUCUGAAUGUCUGCUCUACCAUAUCAAAGAUGGAGACACCAGGGUCGGCCAGGUAGAUGUGGACAUCAAGCUGACUGGGCAGUUCAUUCGGGAGCAACACUGUCUGUUCCGGAGUGUCCCUCAGCCGGAUGGAGAAGUGGUGGUCACCCUGGAGCCUUGUGAAGGAGCAGAGACGUAUGUCAAUGGGAAGCUUGUGACAGAGCCACUGGUGCUAAAGUCAGGGAAUAGGAUUGUGAUGGGCAAGAACCACGUUUUCCGUUUCAAUCAUCCGGAGCAGGCACGGCUAGAACGGGAGCGAGGGGUCUCCCCACCCCCAGGACCGCCCUCCGAACCUGUUGAUUGGAACUUUGCUCAGAAGGAGCUGUUGGAGCAGCAGGGCAUUGACAUCAAGCUGGAGAUGGAGAAGAGGCUUCAGGAUCUGGAGAAUCAGUACCGGAAAGAAAAGGAAGAGGCUGAUCUUUUGCUGGAGCAGCAGCGACUGUACGCAGAUUCUGACAGUGGGGACGACUCUGACAAGCGUUCCUGUGAAGAGAGCUGGCGGCUCAUCUCCUCCUUGCGCGAGCAGCUGCCCCCCACCACAGUCCAGACCAUUGUCAAGCGCUGUGGGCUGCCCAGCAGUGGCAAGCGCAGGGCUCCUCGCAGGGUGUAUCAGAUCCCCCAGCGCCGGAGGCUUCAGGGCAAAGACCCCCGCUGGGCCACCAUGGCUGACCUGAAGAUGCAGGCAGUGAAGGAGAUCUGCUACGAAGUGGCCCUGGCUGACUUCCGCCACGGGCGGGCUGAGAUCGAGGCCCUGGCUGCCCUCAAGAUGCGAGAGCUGUGUCGCACUUAUGGCAAACCUGAGGGGCCCGGAGAUGCCUGGCGGGCCGUGGCCCGGGAUGUCUGGGACACGGUGGGCGAGGAGGAAGGUGGAAGUGGAGCUGGUGGCAGUGAGGAGGGAGCCCGAGGAGCAGAUGUAGAAGACCUCAAGGCUCACAUUGACAAGCUGACGGGGAUUCUGCAGGAGGUGAAGCUGCAGAACAGCAGCAAGGAUCGGGAGCUUCAGGCCCUGAGGGACCGCAUGCUCCGCAUGGAGAGAGUCAUCCCCCUGGCUCAGGAUCAUGAGGAAGAAGAUGAAGAAGCUGGUGAGGCCACCUGGGCCAUGCCCCAAGGGUCAGAGGUAGUAGAGGAAGAACCCAGUGACCAAGCUUCCUCAGUCCGCCCUCCCUCACCACCCCUGUCAAGCUGGGAGCGGGUGUCACGGCUGAUGGAGGAGGACCCUGCUUUCCGUCGUGGCCGCCUUCGCUGGCUCAAGCAGGAGCAGUUGAGGCUGCAGGGACUGCAGGGCUCUGGGGGUUGGGGUGGAGGGCUCCGCAGGCCUCCUGCCCGCUUUGUACCCCCUCACGACUGCAAACUGCGCUUCCCCUUCAAAAGCAACCCCCAGCACCGUGAGUCCUGGCCGGGGAUGGGGGGUGGGAAGGUGCCAGCUCCACCCCAACCCCCUGAGGAGGUCACUCCUCCAUUGCCACCCCCUGCCCGUAGGCCCCCAAGUCCCCGAAGGUCCCACCGUCCGCGCAGGAACUCCCUGGAUGGAGGGGGCAGAUCCCGGGGAGGUGGUUCUGCUCAACCAGAGCCCCAGCAUUUCCAGCCCAAAAAGCACAACUAUUAUCCCCAGCAGCCCCAACCAUACCCAGCCCAACAACCCCCAGGACCCCGCUACCCUCCCUACACUACACCUCCGCGAAUGAGACGGCAGCGCUCAGCCCCUGACCUCAAGGAGAGUGGGGCAGCUGUGUGAAUCCCACGUCCUGGGCAGAGAGGCCUGGCAGGUCCCUUGCUGGAGGAGAGAAGAUGCCUGAGAAGCUGCUUCCCCAGAAGUCCUGGGGCAGGGAGGCCUUAGAGAUGAGAGAGAAGGUCCGAGUAAGUGAUAAAAGACGAGGGAGUGACUGGGCCAGAGGGGGAAGGAAGACGAGGGCACGGAGCUGCCAGGAGCAAACCAAAGUGAAGGAAGAGUGAUGAGAAGCUGCCUUGGGGCCCCCCUUGCAGAUGGGAGGGUCCCCACAAACGCUGCUAUGGGUGGGGUGGGGGGCUCGGGUGCUGCAUAGCCAGUGUUUGACUGUUUUGUUUUUUCUUUUUUUCAAAUGUGGGCAAAGGGGAAGAGAACCAAGAGUGAAGCGAGUUCUCCUCCCUCCCAUCUCUGUCUGUGGUGGGUUUUGUUCCCAGGGAGGUGUGUUAGAAUUAUAAGUCAUUCCCCUCCCCUUGCAGGCCUCCUGCUAUAUUUGGGGGACCUGUCUGAUUUUUGGUGUGAUUGGGGUUCCAUGAGGAUUGGGACCCUCAAAUAAAGGAUAGCUAACCUUGUG